AUGGCUGAAAUGAUGAAGAAUCCAAAAGUAAUGAAGAAAGCAGAAGCUGAGGUGAGAGAGGUCUUCAAUAUGAAAGUCAGGGUUGAUGAGAAUUGCAUCAAUGAAAUCAAAUAUUUGAAACUAGUUGUUAAAGAGACCCUGAGAUUACUCCCUCCAAUUCCUCUUUUGCUUCCAAGAGAAUGUGGUCAAACAUGUGAGAUACAUGGUUAUCUCAUACCAGCCAAAAGCAAGGUCAUAGUCAAUGCUUGGGCAAUUGGAAGAGAUCCAAACUAUUGGACUGAACCAGAGAGGAUUUAUCCGGAGAGAUUCAUUGAUAGCACUAUUGACUACAAACAGAGUAAUUUUGAGUACAUUCCUUUUGGUGUUGGAAGAAGGAUAUGCCCAGGAAGCACAUUUGCUUCAAGAAUUAUUGAACUGGCCCUUGCAAAGUUGUUGUAUCACUUUGAUUGGAAGUUUCCAAAUGGAAUGAUAAGUGAAGAAUAG
This is a messenger RNA of Glycine soja, 483 nucleotides long. RefSeq names its product tabersonine 16-hydroxylase 2-like. The record is from RefSeq and is a predicted model, not a curated record. Gene Ontology annotation, molecular function: iron ion binding; oxidoreductase activity, acting on paired donors, with incorporation or reduction of molecular oxygen; heme binding. The transcript has a single exon. Lineage: Eukaryota; Viridiplantae; Streptophyta; Magnoliopsida; Fabales; Fabaceae. Bases 1 to 483 code for a protein of 160 amino acids.